Messenger RNA from Lineus longissimus, 2140 nucleotides. RefSeq names its product cytochrome P450 3A13-like. The record is from RefSeq and is a predicted model, not a curated record. The transcript has 12 exons. The coding region runs from base 289 to 1956 and encodes 555 amino acids. Lineage: Eukaryota; Metazoa; Nemertea; Pilidiophora; Heteronemertea; Lineidae. Gene Ontology annotation, molecular function: iron ion binding; steroid hydroxylase activity; heme binding.
CUAAGGCACCUUGAAUUGUGUCAAAUUAUCGAUAUAUACUCUGGACUUUCACAGUAGGCCAUGUGCGAAUUCCGGUUGACUUUAUGCUUCCUUAGCAAGUCCCCCUUUAUGUUCCUAGGGGCCGGGACGUUUGUUAAAUGGAAUAUCAUCGCAACGUGAGCACAUUGAGCAACCUCACUUCUGAGCAUUACAUUUUGCCGAACUCGAAUAUAUCCGGUUUUAUAAUUAUUGUAUGUGUUUAUGCCAUAGAUUGGAGCCUAAUAAUCUGAGACAAAGCCAGCUGCAAACAUGUCAUUGGUGACUGGAACUCUCCUAUCUAUCCUGGUCGUUCUGUUGGGGUUCCUCUACCGAUAUUACAGGGCAAGAAAGAAGCGACUUUUAUAUUUCGUAGAGCGAGGAAUUUCAGGACCUGAGCCGAACAUCAUCAUUGGGAAUCUCCAUCAGAUACGGAAUGAGGGUGUUGGUACGGUUACUCAUCGAUGGGCUGCUGAAUAUGGGAAAACAUACGGGUAUUUUGAGGGGCCGAAUCCAGUCAUUGUGACGUCUGAUCUGGAUAUCUUGAAAUCGGUCUUCAUCAAAGAUUACAAUAGAUUUGCUGCCAGAAAGCGUUUCCAACUCGCGCCUCAUCCUGACGACACGGAGAGAGUAAACAUGUUUUUCGCUGAGGGACAGAAGUGGAAGCGACAGAGAUGUAUCAUGACACCGUCCUUCAGUACGACAAAGAUGAAACAGAUGAGUCCUCUACUUAAUCGGUGCAUAGGCUCAAUGAUGGAUGUUCUAGAGGAGAGACAAAACGAAGGAGGUCCAUUUGAUGUAUACAAGAAUUUCCAAGCCUUGACCCUUGACGCGAUCUCAUCAGUUGGCUUUGGCUUGGAUGUCGAUUCACAACAUGACCAAGAGAAUGUCUUCCUACAGAAGUGUCGACAGGUGUUCAAAGAUGUCAUUCCCGGGACACGGACGCGGCCGUUGUUCUUCAUUCUGAUAAUAGUAGCAACAAUUUUUCCUGGACUGAACAAAUACUGCCACAGGCUGCAUCAUUUUUUCCACAAAGUUGGCAUAGAUCUUGACGCUAGGUAUUGGAUGCAAAGCACUGCGGGCGAUAUUAUUAAACAGCGGAAGGAGGAAAAGUAUAUUCCAAACCACAUCGACUUCAUACAGAUAAUGUUGGACGCAGAAGCAGAUGAAGUGCGUGAUAACCUUCUGGAGAUGACCAAGGAUGACGUCACUUCCCAAAAGGGAGACGAAAAAGACAAACUGAAUGAGAGUGACUCCGACAGUUCAAAACCUCAAAAGAAGUCAAUUGAGAAGAAGUUGACAAUAUCCGAAAUGAAAGCAAACUGUGAAUUAUUCUUGUUGGCUGGGUACGAAACGACCAGCACAGCGUUGGCAUAUGCUGCCUAUCAACUGGCCAUCAACGAAACGGUGCAGAGAAAACUCCAGGAAGAAAUAGAUGAGCAUUUGGAACCAAAUGUCCGGCCAGAUUACUACACCAUCAGAGGUCUUGAAUAUCUUGACAUGGUAGUAUCUGAGGUUCUUCGGAUGCACCCUAUAGCGCCAGUUGUGGUAGGGCGGACUUGCCUGGAGGAAACAACCAUUAAGGGUAUCAACAUCGAGAAGGAUGUGACUGUGAUGGCAGAUGUCGCAUCAGUCCAUUAUGAUCCGGAACAGUGGGGUCCGCGCGAUCCAAAUAUCUUCGAUCCCGAGAGAUUCCGUCCCGAGCUGAAGGCAACACGGCAUCCAAUGGCCUACCUUCCUUUCGGUGCUGGUCCUAGGAACUGUAUCGGCAUGCGCUUCGGCUUGCUGGAACUGAAGCUGGCCCUUGCCAGCAUUCUACAAAAGUACCACAUCAACAGGUGUCCCGAGACGGAGGUACCUCUGCAGACGAUUGAGGCCGCGACUAUCUGUCCGAAGAAUGGGAUUAUGGUAACCCUGUCAUUAAGGAAUAUUACGGAUUAGUAAGGACUUCAAAGUGUCCGAAGAAUGGAGUUAUGGUAACCCUUUCUUCAAGGCAGUAGAGCUCAGUUUGAACUUGAUAGUGACCGUUUUGCUGUUUGCGGAGAGUGGCAUUGGAUCUUGUAAGCAUCUCGCCACUUCGACGCAAAUCAUAAUUAUGUACAUUAAUGAUAUUGAUAAUAAAUAA